AUGGAUUCCUACCCUUCAUUGCCAAAUAUAACCCACCAACAACAACAAGCUGGAUAUAAUAAUAACUCGCUCGGUCUCCCUACAAAUCCUGCAUUAUUACAACAAUCUCAAUCGCAGCAAUAUGCAACCAAUUUUUCCCCUCAACAUCCUGCCAACCAACGCGCGAUGAAUGCAGGAAUCGUGCAACAAUCACAACAACAAGCCAACUAUGGGACUACAAGCAAUCAAACCAUGCAGCAACUUAGAGGUUUAGGUGGUGAAAGUGCUUCAACUCUCUCCAAUCCGUACGUUUUUCAAAAUCACCAGUCGUUACCCGUAACAUCCUCGACUCCAAUACCAUCCAUGUCAGCCAUUAACAACUCUGUUUACGGUAAUCAAGGUAAUAUCAAUGGCAUGGGAAUGGAGGUGUUCCGACCUGGUUUUAAUCGAUCUUUAGGACAAAUGGUUGCCACUCCUAGGCAAAAUUUAUUACAACAGCAGCAGCAACAACAAUCCUUCCCAACUUCUUCAGAUAAUAUGGAUCCUUUAUUACA
Molecule: messenger RNA, 533 nt
Organism: Racocetra persica
Lineage: Eukaryota; Fungi; Glomeromycota; Glomeromycetes; Diversisporales; Gigasporaceae
Source: the annotation of a GenBank genome assembly